AUGCGUUUCGCUGCUGCUGCCCUUUUCUUCGCUGGUGCCGUCAUGGCCGGCACUGAGUCUCCUGCUGAGAGCACCAUCUACAGCACCGAGUACCAGACCAUCACCUCGUGCGCCCCGGAGGUCACCAACUGCCCUGCCCGCACCUCGACCAAGGUCCACCCCCUGACCACCUCGACUGUCUUCUCCACGACCGUCCACACCAUCACCUCGUGUGCCCCUGAGGUCACCAACUGCCCGGCCCGCUCGACUGUCUACUCGACUGAGGUUGUCGCUGUUUCCACCACCAUCUGCCCGGUCACGGCCACCGGUGGCGGCCACUACUACAACACCACCGUCAACACCAAGACCUGGUCUCCCACUGGUGGUAACGGCGGCAACGGUGGCAACGGUGGCAACACUGUCCUGCCUGUCACGACCCCGGCUGCUUGCCCCACCUACUCCGUCAAGACCAUCUCGACCUCGGUCACCACUGUCAUCCCCACCGUCAUCUACGAGACCGUUGCCGUCCCCUGCCCCACCACCCCCGGCGGUGGCUCCGUUGGCACCAACACUGGCUCGCACACCGCCCCGACGACCGUCGUCACUGCCGGUGCCGGCAACGUCGCCUUCUCGGGCGUCCUGGCCGCUGCUGCCGGUCUUGUUGCCAUUGUCCUGGCAUAA
Molecule: messenger RNA, 660 nt
Organism: Sporothrix schenckii 1099-18
Lineage: Eukaryota; Fungi; Ascomycota; Sordariomycetes; Ophiostomatales; Ophiostomataceae
Exons: 2
Coding region: 1-660 (219 amino acids)
Source: RefSeq, a predicted model, not a curated record